AUGGUGUAUAGAGUAGUGGUUGAGGCCAGGGAUAAGAUUAUGGGAAACGAGAAGGAACAAUACAAGAGGACAAGGGACUAUUGUGAGCAGAUUUUAAGUUCUAAUCCAGGAUCUACUGCAAGGUUGGAACUUAUGACAAUUCCAGAAGCUCCCCCUGUUUUCGACAAGAUAUACAUAUGCUUAGAUGCCUGUAAGCAAGGGUUCAAGGAAGGGUGUAGGCCUUUGCUGCACCUGGAUGGAUGCUUUCUCAAGACAUACUACAUGGGGUGGCUUCUAUCAGCAGUUGCCCAAGACGCAAACAACCAAUUUUAUGUUGUUGCAUAUGGGGUUGUGAGGGCUGAGACGAAGGAUGCCUGGAAAUGGUUCCUGACUAACCUUCAGGCAGACAUAGGAGACGAUGCAAACCAUGGCUGGAACUUCAUUUCAGAUCAACAAAAGGGUUUACUCCCUGCCUUAAAGGAAGUCAUGCCAAAAGCCAGGCACAGGAACUGCGUGAUGCACAUGUGGAAGAACUUCGUUAAUAGAUUCAAAGAUUUAUACAUAAGAGAGGUUGUCUGGGAGUGUGUCAGAUGCACAACAGUUGCGGAGUUCAAAGACUGUAUGGAAAGGCUGAAGGCAGUGAAUCAGGGGGCUUGGGAAUACAUCUCCAAGUUUGAGCCAAAGACAUGGGUCAAGGCUUAUUUUUCGCAUGGGCCGAAAGUUGAUAACCUCACCAACAACAUGUGUGAGGUUUUCAACGCCAAAAUUGUUAAUUACCGCUGCAAGCCAAUCUUGACUAUGUGCGAAGAAAUCAGGUGUUACCUGAUGAGGAGGAUGGUAAAUCACAAGCGAGUGCUGGAAAAUCACCCUGGUAAACUAGCACCAGUACAGCAAAAACGGAUGGAAAGAUUACUUACUCUUGGGACAAAAUGGACAGCAGAGUUGGUUGGAGAUAAUGAAAGAAAAAGGUUCGAAGUGAGCCGCAAAGGAAGCAAGGUAGAUGUGGAUCUCAUUAAGUACACCUGCUCCUGCAAUCGAUGGCAACUUACUGGCAUGCCGUGCACACAUGCACUUGCUGCUAUUGUGAAGAGGCGUGACAAGGCAAAAGACUAUGUCCACCCUUGGUUGUGUAUGGAAUCAAUCAGGAGGACAUAUUCACACUGCAUCAAACCAGUCCCAAGUGCAGAAUUCUGGCCUCGUACUGAGUACUCACAACCAGAACCCCCAUCAUCAAGAGACCUAUUGGCCGGCCAAAAGUUCACAAUAGACAGAAAGACCAUGCUGAGCCAUUGA
Molecule: messenger RNA, 1272 nt
Organism: Arachis ipaensis
Lineage: Eukaryota; Viridiplantae; Streptophyta; Magnoliopsida; Fabales; Fabaceae
Biological process (GO): DNA transposition
Molecular function (GO): transposase activity; DNA binding; zinc ion binding
Source: RefSeq, a predicted model, not a curated record